Messenger RNA from Penicillium oxalicum, 261 nucleotides. RefSeq lists its product as uncharacterized. NCBI's taxonomy places the organism in Eukaryota, Fungi, Ascomycota, Eurotiomycetes, Eurotiales, Aspergillaceae. The record is from RefSeq and is a predicted model, not a curated record. The transcript has a single exon. Bases 1 to 261 code for a protein of 86 amino acids.
AUGUGUCUUCAAGGCCAUGAUUCACGGGACAAAGAUCUAGAAGCAACCAUUUCUGACUCUGAUUCGAUGCCGAAAGAAGCAUCCCAAACAAAAACUGCUGCAGCAAAAAAGAUCAGCUCAAUCGCCGAUGCCGAUGCACAGCUGCGAGAGCGAUUAGAGAAAAUGUCAGGGGGAGGUGGUGCCGCAGGAAUUGAAUACGAAGAUGGAAAGCCUAGCGCAAUGAAACGUGGGGUUCGCAAUAACAUGUUCAGACUGAUUUAA